Messenger RNA from Melitaea cinxia (Glanville fritillary), 2543 nucleotides. It is a transcript of the gene Chpf, whose product is annotated as chondroitin sulfate glucuronyltransferase. Lineage: Eukaryota; Metazoa; Arthropoda; Insecta; Lepidoptera; Nymphalidae. Gene Ontology annotation, molecular function: glucuronosyl-N-acetylgalactosaminyl-proteoglycan 4-beta-N-acetylgalactosaminyltransferase activity. The transcript is spliced from 9 exons. Bases 1 to 2286 code for a protein of 761 amino acids. The record is from RefSeq and is a predicted model, not a curated record. Gene Ontology annotation, cellular component: Golgi cisterna membrane.
AUGUUUUCGCGCUACGUGGUGUCGCAAGUCAAGCACAAUUCGUACUUCCUCGUGGGACUAGCUAUAGGGCUAUGGCUGGCGCUGGCGACGGUGCCGCUGGAGGAGGAGGUGGUCACUUGCGAGGCGGUGGGUACUGUGGCGACUAGCGAUGAGUUCGAGCCACAGCGGGAGGACCGCCCACUGGGGCCCGCGGGCCAGCCAGGCCGCAGUGUACAGCGCCCGCGCUACUACAGCACUGAGCUGGGCAUGCGCAGUGGCUUGCUAGCGGGCGUGCUGAGCUCGGAGGCGGCGCUGGCGGGGCGCGCGGCGGCGCUGAACCGCACGGCGGCGCGCCUGCAGCCCGCGCUGCGCUUCUUCAUCACGGCCAGCGCGCCGCGCGCCGCGCCCGGCGCCAACGUCGUGGGCUUCACCGACACGCGCGAGAUGCUCAAGCCCUUCCACGCGCUCAAGUACCUCGCCGACAACUACCUCGAGGAGUACGACUUCUUCUUCCUCGUCUCCGACGCGUCCUUCGUCAACGCGCGCCGGCUGCUCGAGCUCGUGUCCAAGCUCAGCGUCAGCCAGGACGUCUACAUGGGCACCGUGGCCGAGGACGACACGCACUACUGCACUCUGGAGGGCGGCAUCCUGCUGUCGAACUCCGUGCUGCGCGCCGUGCACGGCGAGCUGGACUGGUGCGUGCGCAACUCGUACUCGCCGCACCACCACGAGAACCUCGGCCGCUGCGUGCUGCACGCCGCGCACUGCGCGUGCACGCCGGCCGCGCAGGCGCAGCAGUACGCCGCGCUGCGCGUGCCCGGCGACGGGGACGGCGUGCAGGCCGCGCUGGUGGACGCGCUGGCCGACGCCGUGGUGGCCUACCCCGUGCAGCGCGCCGAGCACUUCUACCAGCUGCACGCCUUCGUGUCGCGGGUGCAGCUGCAGCGCGCGCAGGCGGAGGCGGGGCGCGCGCGCGCGGCCGCGGCGCUGAGCGCGCGCCGGCACCCGCGCGGCUACCGGAACAGCACGUGGCCGCCCGCCCUGCGCGGCGACGCGGGCCUGGCGCCCGCCGCGCCGCCCACACGGUUCGACCACCUGCGCUGGACGCGCUUCAACCUGACGCACGCGUUCAUGCCGGACGACCACCGCGCGCUGGCACCGCUGUCCUCCGCGUACAAGCGCGCCGUCGACCUCGUGGUGGAGGAGGCGAGCGCGUGGGUGGCGCGGCGCUGGGGCGCGGCGGGCGCGGCCGUGGCGCUGGAGGAGGGCGCGUGGUGCUGGGAGCCGGCGCGCGCGCUGCGCUACCGGCUGCUGCUGCGCGUGCGGCGGGCGGGCGCGGGGGCGGGCGCGCUGCUGCAGCUGGAGGCGGCGCGCGCGCUGGGCGCCGCCCGCCUGGCGCCGGCGCGCUACGUGACGGAGAGCGCGCGCGUGCUGCUGCUGCUGCCGCUGGCGGCCGCGCGCGCCGCCGCGCUGCCCGCCUUCCUGCGCCGCUACGAUCCCGUGUGCCUGCAGCGCGACGCCAACACGGCGCUCUACGUCGUGAGCUACCUCCCUACUCUCGACUCCGUCUUCUAUCACGUGGUGGUACCGACGAACGAGAACGCGACGGAGGUGGAUGCGGCGCUGAACGCAGCGCGCGAGGCGCUGGGCGCGCUGGCGGAGCGCCACCCGGGCGCCGUGCUGGAGGUGCUGCAGGCAGCGAGCGAGGCGCUGGCGGCGGGCGAGGCGCUGCCACCGGACCCCAGCGAGGCGGAGCUACAGCACUACGCGGCGCGCGUGGCGCUGCCCACGGUGCUGCCGCGAGUGUCACGUGACGCGCUGCUGCUGCUGGCGCUGCCGCACAUGGAGUUCACCGAAGAUUUCCUCAAUAGGGUGCGCAUGAACACCAUCCCGGGCGAGCAGUGGUUCCAGCCGCUGCCCUUCGCGCGCUUCUCUCAGUCGGCGGGCGGGCGGCCGGUGGGCGGGCGGCCGGUGGGCGGGCGGCCCGCGCCGGACGCCGGGCGCUACGCGCGCGCCGCGCCGCUGCUGGCCGUGGCGCGCCGCGACUACGACGCGGCGGCGGCGCGCUGGGCGCAGCGCGGCGGCGCCCCGGGCGCUGCGCCGGCCGACGUGCUGAGCGCCGCGCCGCUGCGCGUGCUGCGCGCGCCCGAGCCCGCGCUGCUGCUGGCGCCGCGCGGCGCGCCGUGCGCUGCCGGCGCCGGCGCGUGCCUGCGGCGCCUGCGCGAGCGCAACUUCUCCGACCUGCAGCUGGGCGCGCGCCACUCGCUCGCCAAGCUGCUGCUGCAGACGCAGGCCGAGCAAGCCUGAGCGCCGCUCCGGCACUUAUGUUUCGUCUCGAACGCUGUCCCGUACGAUAUUGACGACUGACUAUAUAUCGAAGUAGUCACUUUGCUAGAUUUAUGCCUAUUUCUAACUAAAAAUGUAUAAUGUAUGAAGACUACUGAUACCGCAGUCGAAUUGUUUAAAUGCUUUUAAAUCAUAACAGAUACAACAGUAUCUGUUAUGAUUUAAUUGUUCAUCACUAAAUUUGGAUGAACUUUUAAUAAAACACAAUAAUAAUACAA